CCCAGGAAACCCAGGGCACCCUGGAGGCAAGCAGGGUGCUUUGUGGCAUGGGCCUCCACUGCAAGUUCCUCACGCCUCCGAGGGGCCAUGCGCCACGGCUCCGCCCCAGCGACGCGAGGCAGCGCGCCCGCUCGCCGAGGCACGCCCGCAGGGGCUGGGCCCCGGGCCCCGGCACGGUCGGCGCGGCUCGCGAGCACCGGCUCGAGGUGACCACCCGGCGCAGCAGAGUCGUCAAGCUCCGCGGCUCUGUCCGCGGCGGCGCCUGAGGCAGAUGGCGGCUCGUCUGUCAGGGCCACGACGCCAGCCUCGCCAGCUGCCGCGACGGAGACAGCGGCCAUCCGGCCGCCCCGCUUCGCUCGACAGCGAUCUGCACAUCCACUGGCCGAAACUUGAGGAACACACAAGCUGCCUGAGCAACAACUCUCGGAGGCCCGUGCGGAGUUUUGGAUCGGCGCUGGACCCCCUU
Molecule: messenger RNA, 466 nt
Organism: Prorocentrum cordatum
Lineage: Eukaryota; Dinophyceae; Prorocentrales; Prorocentraceae
Source: the annotation of a GenBank genome assembly